AUGAACUAUUUAUUGAUAGAAAAGUCAUUAAUUCAACCAAUAAGUAUGAAAAAUAAAAGCACAAAUUUUUUUAUAUUCAAAAAAAUAAAUAAUCAACUAAUACCUACUAUUUUACCUAAGACAACUCCAACACCUAUCAUUACAAAUCAACUGAAUCCAUGUUGUGUUAAAAAAAUUACUCAACAAAAAACUCAAAGUGUAAAUGUUCAAAAUAAAAGAGCUUGUUCUAUAUGUAGGUUACAAACUUCAACUCUAUACUCUCUAGAAUGUGGUCAUAUUAUGUGUUCAGCUUGCUUUAAAAUUUGGAAAGAAGAAAUGGGAUGUAAUUAUUGUGCUGAAUGUGGUGUUGAGAUUCAAAAAUUAUUUAAGAUUUAA
Molecule: messenger RNA, 375 nt
Organism: Entamoeba nuttalli P19
Lineage: Eukaryota; Evosea; Mastigamoebida; Endamoebidae
Exons: 1
Coding region: 1-375 (124 amino acids)
Source: RefSeq, a predicted model, not a curated record